AUGAAGACCGACAAAACAACGAAAGAUCGCGAAAUACAAAUAAAAGACAAUGGUGAGGUCUUGGAAUGGUUUCCCAAAUCCCCUAAAAUUCCGAAAAUAAGCCCCGGGGCUUAUAUUUUUCAAAGGCCCUUUUUGAGAGGCUUAUUUUUGGAGGGGCCUAUAUUCGGAGGGGCUUACGUACGGAGGGAAAUUUGCGUUUCAAAUUCGAUUGGGCUAGCUUGUAGUGGGAAGGAAAUUUACCAUUUUUGCUUUGUUUUACUUUGUAUUCGAGGGCAGAAUUCCAAGUACAAGCCCCCCGGGGGGCUUAUAUUCGGAGGGGCGAUUUGACGGAGGGUUUUUUGCGUUACGAUUUUGGGGGGCUGAUAUUUGGAGGGGCUUGUACAUGGAGGGGCUUCUUUUCGGAAUUUUACGGUAUGUUUAUGUGGGAUCUACAAUAUCUCGAGGUGGAGAUGGGUCGGAGGAAAUAAGGGGAAGGCUUGCUAUGGCAAAGAACAAGCUGUGGAAGUUGAAAUUCUUGUGGAAUGGUCAAGAUCUCAAGCAAAACUAAGAAUUCCUAGAGCAUGCGUUCUCAUAGCUACAUAUGGCUGUGAGACGUGAAUUAACGCUUUUGAAAUGAAGUGCUGCAGGAAAAUUUUAAAAAUAUCAUGGACGAAGCACGGAACAAAUAAGUCAGUUGGGGAGGAACUGAAAGUGGAUGAUCAAUGGUUAGAGAUCUUUAUAAAGGAACAAAAGCUGAAGUACUUUGACUAUUUAAAAAGAAGUGAGAGCUUGGGAAAACCCAUCUUGGAGGGAAAGAUAGAUGGGAAAAGAGAAAGAGGAAGACCGAGAAGGCAGUGGGAUAAGGACAUACGGGAUGUUCUCAACAUGUCCUAACAGAAGUUGGAAGAUUGGCAAUUGACAGAAAUUGUUUCCGCUGAAGGGACAAGUAAUUUUAAUGCUUGCUUAUUCUUAAUACGAAGCAGAUUCAUGCUAUUCUUUGAAAGGUACUCUUUAGUUUUAGAUGCACUAUUAAUUACUCCAAUUCUUGCUCUGAAGUCUAAUGACUUGUUCCUCGGCUUUUUUGGAAUAUCCUUUAGCAGUUUUGGCUGAAACUUCUGCCUCAUAUAUUUUAAUGUCUCAUCGGCUUUUACGACUGUGCGUUGGCUUCCAGUUCAAGAAAUAGGUAUUGGGUCUAUAAAGUACAUCGUAUCAGAAAUCAGGUAGAAUUUUCGAGCACCUUUAUGACUAGUAAAUCAGCACGGGUAGCAGUUCUGCAAGGAAUUUGCACCUCAGCCAGAGAUACCUCGAUGAUGAUGAUGAUGAUGAUGAUGCCCAUGAAGAUGCCCAUGCCUACGAACCGAUCUGAAUACACCGAAUGCAAAUAUGGCGGACCUCUCGGCCGGUUCGGGUCUAGUUGCGCGAAAGCGAGGCUAGUCAGGCCUCAAGAGUUUUGUUUUGACCGCGCUUCUUGGCGAUUGAGUCGAUCGAUAUGGCUUCCUUCGAGUUGUUGCGUGCCUGAUCGCCACCAAAAAGGAGAUUUUACUCUAGCUGACACUACCUUUACUUUCCCAAGAUCUUUAAGGAUUCAUGCCAUUCUGCGCGGCGAUAGGAAGCACUUUACGGCGAAAAGGCAAGUGUGCUCGCUUCACUUGCUUUAAAGAGGCCCUGACAGGGUAAAUUCCGACAAGCGACAUGACCCAUAAAGUAGCGACAGAGCCUAAAAUGAAAUCGCGACAAGCGACAACCUCCUUCGGCCAAAUUGCGACAGUGACGGCAAAGCCGAGAAUAUGGGACAAAGAACGGUGGUUUGGCUAAUUUAUCACCAGUCUGAAUGCCAGGAAAAAGUAAUUUUCGUCAAUUUUCCUUGCGCUUCAGAGAUUGUCUCUCUUCAGGGAGUUUCAGUGGACCCUCCUGAGCGCGUCGCGUUGGCCCGUCGCGUAGUCUUCAUUUACGUAACCCCGCACAACUCCUGGGAGAUCUUGGAACUAGGUUGUCCGUCAAAUAGCUUAAUUUUACGCACACUUUACAUCUCUUGUAAUCACUACUUUCAUAUAGACCAUAAUGCACCUUGUUUUCCCCCUCAGAAUUUUGCAUAACCAUUGUUUCCAAAUUUUCCAGGGUAUUACAGUCGUCCCAAGAGAAAUCGAAAACAAUCGUUGUGCAAAGUUUUGGGAGGGCUAAACAAGGUGCAUUAUGGUCUGUGUGAAAAUGGUGAAUACUGUGCUUGUUUCUGAACUUCUCACGUCCUUGUCUACCUCUGUCGGACGGUGACGACGGUGGAGAGAUCAGGGACCAGGUAACUUAACCACCAACCUUCCAACCGCUCUCACAGAGUAGACCACCGUUAACCGACCUUCACGUACGAUUUAUCACCUUCAAAAAUGUUGAACGUGGAUCACUUAGGGUGUGUUGACAGUGUUCCUUUAAGCGAAUCCAAAAACAGAUUUCUGAUCCGAGAUUUGCCGGAUUUCGCUGUCGAAAGGAACGUGAAAUCCGAAAUGGGAUUUGUGACCUUGGUAACCUUUCGUAACCGAGUGCAAUAUGCAUGACAGCCUGAGCCUCUCAAGAAAUGACAUGUUUUCUACUGUUUGACAAAUUAUGUGAUUAUACUGUGCAGAAUUUUGUGGUCGGCAGUUCGAAUAACGACGAUGGAGCAUAAACAGAUCAAGAAAGGAGCGCGUUAAAGUUGAAUAUGUACUAAAGGUUGUCGGCUCAGUUUGAUCCAGUUUCGUAGCUCGGUUUUUUGUGUAACACAACCAAGUGCCUAUCGCGUCCACUAGUGAGUUUGUAGAAAGAUAGCAGUUAUUUGUCCCCUUUACUUAUUUGUGUUUUUCAGCAAUCUUUAGCGACAAAUGGUCAGCACAUGGAUAUUUUACUGUACCACUAUGAAUAAUCUUCUAGUGUUUUCAGAUGUUUUACGCAAAUGGCAGCAGUUAGGAAACUCUACGGGAAUACUUCAACUGGAAAUACAGCUGGAUCAUCUGACUAAUUUCGAAUCCACUGUGAAUGGAACAGCGUAAAUCACUGAUCCGUUAAUCUGGAUUCGGAUUCUUCGGAUUUCAAAUCCAAUGUGAAUCCUUUUUCAAAAAGGAUUCACCAGAUCAAAAAUCCGAAUUUGGAUUUGGCGAAAGGAACGCGAAAUCCGUUUUAAGAUCGAAAAUCCGUUCUUGGAUUCACCGAAAGGAACACACCCUUAAUUGUGAAUGGCGAUUAUAGNUCAUAGACUAGAUAAAAUGUUGUUGUUCUUUAAACCCGACUCUUACCCCCCUUUUAAAAAAACCCGCAAAAAAAAAAAAUUUUCUUGUUAUUUUCCCACCGGCGAGGAGGAAUAAAAAAAAACCAGACCCGGCGGUUUUAAAAAUUGAGCGGGGGGAAAGGGGCCCCCCCCCCCCCCCCCCCUGGCAGGGCCUCUUUAGAGGAGAGGACUCACGAAAGUAUUUGAGACAAGAGAUGGUGCUGUUCCAUGAUGUUUGCAUGGUGUGUUAUUUAUCCAACAAAAGGUAAACAUUCUCGAGAAAGGGAGCAUCCGCUGUCGACUUUAAAAUCUUUUGGUUUUCACCUAUUAAAAUAUUACAAUAGUGACGAGUGUGAAUGAAACACAACAAUAACAAGAGCCUGUUAAACCUACAAGCGUGGCCUGUGAAACCAUGUAAGAACCAGAAGACAAGUUUUAAGAACAGUCCUUUGAUAAAAGUGCACUGAAAAAACUAAAAGAGGAACUAUCGCGAACUAAGAAAGUAAAAAUAAGGAAGAAGGUUCUGGCAGGGAAAGAGCAUGCAGGUAUUCGAACAUUGUUUUUGCCCGUGCGCGUGAUCUAUUUUAGCAACUUGUCGAAGGGUUUCGAGUUUUCCAAAAAUUGCUACUUUUAUGGCACUGCUCAAAAUUCUUGAACACAAGAUCGUGAAGACUGUGAAGACAUUCGGCCUCGUUGUAAACAGUUCAUGCACAGAAGUGUGCCCGAUCGAUGAGAACUCCUAAGGAUUGUUAAGUCGCGACACAUCAAUUUGCCAUGCAUCUCCGCCCGCAAAUAGCAAAAGCUAGACAAGGCGGGCCAAGAGGAAUGUUUACCUUUCCUUGGUAAGAGACCGGACAAAGCGAACUUGAGACAGAACCAUCUUUCGGGAAUUCUCCCAUUCAAAUAGUUUCGUGAGUCUUCUCUUCUGAAGUGAAGCGAGCACACUUUCGUUCGUUUGACUCCGUGAUAGGAUAGUGCUUCCAUUCGCCGCGCCAAAUCGCUUUAUUUCUUUCUUCGUCAAGAACCUUUUCUUUUCUUUUUCUUUUAACUUUUAUUAAAUACUCCACAGCGUUACAAUACUAACGUUACAUGGCAUUGCAUGAUAUUACAUUACAAUAAAUUACAAAUACAUUACAUUACAUUACACUGAUUACACUAUGAACUUUAACGGUAAACUAACUAUACAAAAAAAGAAAAAUACGUUAUAAGUACAGACGACACAAGGGUACAGAGUCUAAAGGCAGUGCCCACUUCUUAUUAAAUUUGUCCAUUUUAUUAGUUUUAACACGUAUGUACUUUUCUGUUUCAUACUUAAUUCUAACGUUGGAUGAAAAGGCAGUUAUGACUGGAAAAGUCUGAUUUCUUCUACAACCUCAUAAGUAUAGUUUACCGAUCAGUAUCAAAUAAUUCAGUAAAGGGCAAUUUGUAUAUAAUAUUCCUGUAAUAACGUCUUGUAAGGUCAGACAGACGAAUUCUCUUGUCAAUGUGUAAAAGUAAUAUUGAAAUUCCUUCCAAAACUGCUUGGUGUGUCUGCUUUCGAAAAAGAUGUGGUAAAGGGAUUCCGAAUCCGUUUUGCGUAGUGAACAUAUAACCUAUUUUGCACAACUUUUUAUUGGUAAACAAAAUUGAAUUACGGACUUUGUAUUGAAAGGCUUUUAGAUAAGGUUCAAACGCUACCUCAUUUGGAAGAAGGAAUGUUUUUUUAAGCUGGUCUUGGGUUAUGGGAUNUUCAGUAAAGGGCAAUUUGUAUAUAAUAUUCCUGUAAUAACGUCUUGUAAGGUCAGACAGACGAAUUCUCUUGUCAAUGUGUAAAAGUAAUAUUGAAAUUCCUUCCAAAACUGCUUGGUGUGUCUGCUUUCGAAAAAGAUGUGGUAAAGGGAUUCCGAAUCCGUUUUGCGUAGUGAACAUAUAACCUAUUUUGCACAACUUUUUAUUGGUAAACAAAAUUGAAUUACGGACUUUGUAUUGAAAGGCUUUUAGAUAAGGUUCAAACGCUACCUCAUUUGGAAGAAGGAAUGUUUUUUUAAGCUGGUCUUGGGUUAUGGGAUUGAAAUCUUGACAAGUGUUUGGAGAUUUUUGGACACUGGGCAAUUAUUCUUUUAAUUAGCAUGUAGUAAUCUUUAGAUUUUCUUCGUCAAGAACCUUGGCAAAGGGGAGAUAAUCAACUCUCAUUUCUGCUGGAGUUAAAUCUCCUGUUCGAUGGCUCUUAAAGUACGUAAACAACUCGAAGGAAACCACAUCGAUCGACUCAAUCGCUAAGACACGCAGUCAAAGCCUGAGUAGCCUUGCUCUCGCGCAGCUAGACCCGGGCCGGCCGAGAGGUCCGCCAUAUUUGCAUUUACCCUGCUAGCAGAGUCGCUUCGAUCUUUCCUAGAUAAGUCGGGAAAGAGGAAGCGACUCUGCCGACAUCUUCAAUUUCCUUUGAUCUGCCGAUCAUCCAGCUUUUUGGAUGAGUCAGACAAGUUUUAUACUGGAUAAACCAGUUUUAUCUGUGCACGCACGCAUAUUCUGGAAUUUUGCUGACUCCUUCUGCGCCCACGCCUCAUAGAAAAACAAAUAGAUGGAUUUUGUUUUGGAUUUAACCAUGUACUUAGCCGAUUUUGCGGCAUGAACGGAUUCACAAUCCAGUAAGUGUUACGCGAAGUUUUUGGAAGGAUAAACAAACGGGUCUUGAAUGAAAAUAAUAAUCUUUAAGAAACAUUAUCUAUGCUUAUUCUUCUAUGUUUGCGGUAACAUUAAUUCAAAAUAAGAUCAUGAGGCUACAGAAUCCAUGUUGCAUUUAAAUGAUCGAUGCUUUUACAGCUGUUUGUGGAUAACACCCAACUUGCGAUGCCAAAAGCUUCUUUGGAUUUUGUGUUUUUCUACGACGUCAAUCAAAAUCUGAAGAAGCGUUGCUUUCUUCGCUUUCUCGCUUUUUAUUCAUCUUAGCGAACCUCUUACGAAACAAAAGGUCGUCGUUCGUGAUUUGUAAUUGGUGGAUUUCGAUCCGUUUUGUGUGUUUCUGUGUUCCAAGGUUAGAUGCUUUGUUUUUGAAAAGCGCCGUAAGUUUACCUUAGCUCUAAGAUUUUUUUUAUCUUCUUUACACUGAAACAUGGCAAGUUUAGAUUCCAAAGGUAAAAUUGUUCCUAUAGAGCUUUCAAAUCCAGAAGAAACACAGCUACGGAAGGGUGAAAACGAACUGUUACGUUCCCGCUGACAUUUACAUUUGCUGACAAACUAAGUGGAUGCUACGGUAACGGUUUGAUUGACGUCGCAGAAAAAUUUGAAUUUGGAGCAUGCUCAAUAUGAAUUGUUGAGGAUGUCGCCAGAGGUUCCUUCCUCUUCCCGACUUAUCUAGGAAGAUCGAAGGAGACUCUGUUCGCAGGGUAAUUUGCAUUCGGUUUAUAUCUCAAAGCAAAAUGCGAUAAUCAAGAAAAAUACUACCCAGCCAUGAAGGAAGGAGUCACGAAAUUUUUACAGUUAUAAAUUUAUACACCGAUAAUAUUUUUCUUGAUCAUUACAUUUUGCGUUGUGAUAUAGCUCGGUUCGCAGGCAUGGGCAUCAUUAGUGACCUUAAGAUUGAGGUUUUUCGGCAUUUCCCGCGAGCCGCGAACGUCAAGAAGUCACGUGACCAGGGCCUUGCCGUCAGGUUUGCGGCUUGAGGUCCAUGUUUAUACAGCUAGACCACGCUCUAGAGGUAAGUGAUUUACCGCAACGUUUUUUGCACCCUAAAACAUCACAAUCCCACGUUUGGGAAGAAAUACGACUUUUUAGAACUCUUUUGCUCAUUGAUUAUCGAAUUCUAUUUCCAAACAACGUACUUUUGAAGACAAUUUCUCUGCUAAAAUAGAAGUAAGUGAAUGAAUGAAAACAAACUUGGCAGCCGCGAGCUACCACCCGCGCAUCUAAAGUCCCAAAUAUGGGCAGACGGGUAACGUAAAACCGUUGACCGAAAAACCGUCGUCAUUUGCAGUAAAUUGACCAAACCUCGAUCUUAAGGUCUGUGUUGUCGUUUCCUCCGGCUGAGGUGUGAAUUCCUCGAAGAACCGCCGCCCGUGCUCAUUUCGUAGUCAUAAACAAACGUGCUCGGACAGAUAUACCUGAGCUCUAAGAGAAGGUAGCUUAUCAUCUCAAUACCUAUUUCUUGAAUUGGAUGCAAAGUACAGCAGUAAAGUUGUUGAAGAUGCGUUACAAUGCAUUAAGAUGCAUGUAGCAGAAGUUUCAGGAACAAGUCAUUCAACUUCAACUUCUUCAACUAAAGAGUACUUUUUUUAAAAAAAUAGUACGAUUAGCAAUCGCCUUUGUUUUAAGAAUUAGCAAGCAUCAAAACUACUUUUCCCGAAAAUUCGAACUGUUGGCUCGUCCUACCUCAGAGCAACUCGUUUUCGAAAUUUUAAAACCAUUCCACAGCUGAAUUUUAAAGGACUUUCUAGUUACGGACUUCUGUUCCAACGAUUUUUCCGAAAUUUAUUUGGUAUGUUUAUUAUAUGAACAAAAUCCGUGACCAGAAAUUUUAGUUAAAAAUAUCUGCAAAAUUUUUUACUAGACGCGAAUUUUUAUGAACAGUAAGGCCCAUUUAACCGCAAAUUUCUUUUCAAAUAUUUACCACCAAUGAAUGGUAUUAUUGUAUAUAUUAUUGCCGAAUGAUAUCUGUACUUUUUUUUCAAAGUUUCGUAGCCAUCGCGCCAAAAAAGUUAUGGCGAAACGUUCGUCAUAGCUCAAUGUCCCUAUAUUAAUAACGGAGUGUUUCAUGAAAAUUCAAUAAGCAAACGUAGAAAACAAACGUCUUUUAUAGAAAAAAUGCAAAUUUUGAAAAAACACGGCUGUUAAAACUCGGUUGGCAUGGUAACGUCAAUGUUGACGUACGCGUCACGACGACUUUAUAAUGUUCCAAGAGGACUUUAAGGAAAAGUCGCCAAGUUUGGCACUCUUAGCUUGAACGGAUUUAAGUUAUUCAACUUCUUAGUGUGGGGGAGGGAGGGGGCUCGGUCUGAAUAAGGUUAAAGAACCGUGCGCUGGAAUGCCUAUAAUUUUACGGGAAAAAUAAGGAAAAUAAGUUCACACUGAACUGAAUAGCACAAUUACAGAAAGUUAUUACCGUACAAUACAAGCUAAAAUUAGGCAAAUAGACAACUGCCAGUAAUGUUUCACAUCGAGUAGCACUUGGAGCAGUUAAGGUGAUUCCCUAGUUUUGCACUGCGCAUCUCUUACUGCGCAUAACAAGAUGGCCGCCGUAAAAAAGAGCAUGUGAAGUAACAUUAUUAAAAUGAAGUUGACUGAAGAGAAACGCUAUUGGAAUUUUUACACGUCCGACGUGUAUAACCUGUUAUAUUGAUCAUUCUAAAGUGUUUUAUCUUAUUUCCUUUCUGACAGACUGACUUUCACCUUCACUGUAGAGAGUGGGACGAGUUGCUCGAUUCCGAAGACUGGGAACCGGAAAAAAUAAUUAAGAAGCUCCCCGAGUUUUUCCAGUUUGUAAAAAAAGUUCAAGGGAUUGUUAUGGAAAAAAGAGGUAAGCUUGAGUCACAUGUGAUAAUUUUUAUGGUUAGUUAUAACGUCGCCUAACACUAAUCACGGUCGUGAAUGUAUUGUAAUUCUCGAGUAAUUACCCAAACUUGAGCAGAUGCACAUUCUAUUUUUAUGAUAUUUUUAAUAAACUUUUAUCAUUGCAGUUAAGAAGACUUGUCUCUAAAACUAAAUAAAUAAAUUUCCGUUAUUUACCCUGGGCAGUAUUUAUAGCAUUAAUGUUAGUGGGGCCUAGCAAAUGCCUUAAACAAGUAAUUUAAAUCAAACUUAAUGGGGUUAAGAAUCCCAACUGGCUGGAGGCAAACCAGCUGGCUAUUUACAAGGGUGGUCGCCAGAGAAUUUGAACUCGGGACUAUCCACAACAAAUCCAGCAAGCGGUCAGGGCGGCACUUUAAUUCGGGGCUUCGCGAUUACAAGUCCAGCGCUCUAACCGCGCGGCCACACUGCCUCCUUCUAUUGAGGUUGAUCAUUUGUUGUUUUUUUGUCUGGUUUACUUUCUUUAUGAUGUCGGACGUUAUUACUUCCUGUCACUUACGAUGCAUGUUUUUAAAGCCCCGUGCAAACAGACGCAACAUUGUUGGCCAACAACUCCCAACAUUGUUGGAUGUUACAUGGUGCGUCCGUUUGCACACCUUGUUGCAUGUUGUUGGAUGUUGUUGCGUGUUGUUGCGCAAAGUUUGAAAACGUCAAACUUUUCAGCCAACAACUCCCAACAUUUCUUUUGUUGCGUGAUCGCCGAGGCGUAGCGCAACAAUGUUGGAUCCGUUUGCACAGCUCUUCCAACAUUGUUGGGGCCACGCACGUUCAUUACGCAUGGUUUACAAAGACUUAUGGGUUGUAUCCCUCCCACGAUGCACUGCAGGUCCCAGCAUUGUUGGGGGUUGACGCAUCCGUUUGCACACCACUGCCAACACGCUCGCAACAACUCCCAACAUUGUUGCGCCAACAAUGUUGGGAGUUGUUGCGUCCGUUUGGACGCAGCCGAAGAUCGUUUCUUAUAUUUGGAGGGGCUUGUACAUGGAGGGGGUUAUUUUCGGAAUUUUACGGUAUGUUUAUGUGGGAUCUACAAUAUCUCGAGGUGGAGAUGGGUCGGAGAAAAUAAGGAGAAGGCUUGCUAUGGCAAAGAACAAGCUGUCGAAGUUGAAAUUCUUGUGGAAUGGUCAAGAUCCU
Messenger RNA from Porites evermanni, 9889 nucleotides. Lineage: Eukaryota; Metazoa; Cnidaria; Anthozoa; Scleractinia; Poritidae. The record is from the annotation of a GenBank genome assembly.